Exophiala spinifera is the source of this 1407-nucleotide messenger RNA. RefSeq lists its product as uncharacterized. The transcript has 5 exons. The coding region runs from base 1 to 1407 and encodes 468 amino acids. Gene Ontology annotation, molecular function: dihydrolipoyllysine-residue succinyltransferase activity. Gene Ontology annotation, biological process: tricarboxylic acid cycle. The record is from RefSeq and is a predicted model, not a curated record. Gene Ontology annotation, cellular component: oxoglutarate dehydrogenase complex. Lineage: Eukaryota; Fungi; Ascomycota; Eurotiomycetes; Chaetothyriales; Herpotrichiellaceae.
AUGGCUUCACUUCGACUACGACGGACACCAGCAUUGGGCUCUGGCCUUGCCAUGCCCAAGGUGAACCGUUCGCUACAAACUCGCUGCUUCAGCGCCCUCAAAACCCAAUCUACCUACGCUCAGCCCCGUCUGUACAGCCCGAGACCUAUCGCCCUCCCUACGAAUGCCAGCCUUUCCCGCUACCAGCGAUUCAGCACCUCUCCGGCUCAAUAUGAGGAAGUCAUUAUCAAGGUGCCCCAGAUGGCCGAGUCCAUCUCAGAAGGCACCUUGAGUACUUUCUCAAAACAAGUCGGCGAUUCUGUGGAAUUGGAUGAAGAAGUUGCUUCCAUUGAAACGGACAAGAUUGACGUCUCUGUCAAUGCGCCUUCCGCUGGUAAGAUCACGGAGCUACUGGUCAACGAAGGUGAUACCGUCACCGUGGGGCAAGAAAUCGCAAAGAUGGAGACUGGCGCGGGUGGUGACUCAGGACCAAAGGAGGCCAAGGAGGAGCCAAAGGAGCCUGCUUCCAAAGAUCAACCUACCAGCUCACAACCGGAGGAGCCCAAGGAGAAGGAACCCAAGAAGGAAGAGGCUUCGCCACCUCCUAAAACAGAGGAAAAGCCUGCUCCUCCCAAGGAGGAGAAGAAGCCAGCGCCACCGAAGGAUGCAAAGAAGACUGAGGAGCCCAAGGGAGUUGACUCCCCUUUCGGCAAGGGUAGCAGGAACGAAAAUAGAGUGAAAAUGAACCGUAUGCGCUUGAGAAUCGCGGAGCGUUUGAAGCAAUCUCAGAACACGGCCGCAUCCCUGACCACCUUCAACGAAGUUGACAUGUCCAACAUCAUGGAGUUCCGGAAAAAGUACAAGGAUGAGGUGCUGAAGAGUACAGGGGUCAAGCUGGGUUUCAUGAGCGCUUUCAGCAAAGCCAGUAUCCUGGCUAUGAAGGAUAUUCCCACUGUCAAUGCUUCGAUCGAAGGUCCAGGAGGUGGUGAUACUAUUGUCUACAGGGAUUACGUGGAUAUCAGUGUCGCCGUUGCUACUCCGAAGGGCUUGGUUACACCUGUUGUACGCAAUGCCGAGAGUCUGGAAAUGAUCGGCAUCGAGAAUGCUAUCGCUGAGCUGGGCAAGAAGGCACGUGAUGGCAAGCUCUCUAUUGAAGACAUGGCUGGUGGUACCUUUACUAUCUCCAACGGUGGCGUCUUCGGGUCUAUGAUGGGUACUCCUAUCAUCAACCUGCCACAGACCGCAGUGCUCGGUCUGCAUGCGAUUAAGGAGAGGCCGGUUGUUGUGAAUGGAAAGAUUGAGAUCAGACCUAUGAUGUACCUUGCACUUACGUACGAUCACCGCUUGCUCGACGGUAGGGAAGCUGUCACAUUCUUGGUCAAGGUCAAGGAAUAUAUCGAGGAUCCACGCAAGAUGCUGCUUGCAUAG